Prorocentrum cordatum is the source of this 345-nucleotide messenger RNA. Lineage: Eukaryota; Dinophyceae; Prorocentrales; Prorocentraceae. The record is from the annotation of a GenBank genome assembly.
AUGAACGACUGGGAAACCCGCGCGUCCCUCGAGGACAUGGGCAUCGAUAUGACUUUCCAGCACGCCUCAUUGUUGUUCAAGUUGUUCGACUGGAACCAGGAUGGACACAUCGACGUCGACGAAUUUGCCCAGGGCGUGCACCAUCUCAAAGGGGCGGCCCGCAGCCUGGACAUGUACCGCCAGUUCGUGGAGCUGUCGAGACAGAUUUCUAGCCUCCAGCGCAUGGUGGAGCAACUCUCGGCAACCUCUGGUGCAGGCCAGCCACGUAAUUCCCGGACCUUUGGCUCAGAUCGAAGGUCGUCGCUCCCAGAAACGCCGGCCUCAGAAGCUUGCGAUAGCUGCUAG